This is a messenger RNA of Cylindrotheca closterium, 1488 nucleotides long. NCBI's taxonomy places the organism in Eukaryota, Bacillariophyta, Bacillariophyceae, Bacillariales, Bacillariaceae. The record is from the annotation of a GenBank genome assembly.
AUGGAAUAUGGUAACUGUCCCUAUGCGGCAGCCAACAGCAAGCCGGGCGAGAAGAAACUACGCACACGCAUUCGCGUCGGCUUCUCGGCUCAGGCCUCGGUCGAGGCCGUCCAAGACUAUCUUCAUACCGGCUUACGUCAAUUGGGGAGAGGCGCUGGGUGCUACCCUUCUCCCUUGCAGUUUGGAGAAAUUGUGAAGAUCGGAUCAUGCUCGUUUAUUCCUGCAGAAGUCAACUUCUCAGCUUAUGCAAAGGAACUGAUGAGACUAUUUGAUUUUGAAGUUCCAAUUGGUAUCAAGAUGGACUGGGUUUCUAUUCCGUACACGGGCCGAGCAAAGUACGACGAACGGUCCCCCGGAGUGACUAGUCCACAUUGUUUCACUCGGAGGAUUCAUGCCAAGAGAGUUGAUCGCACUUUGAGGUCAAUUCUCCACCCAGCAACUGCAAAACCUGACUUUCCAUUCGCAGCACCGGCCACCUACAUCAGUGAUUGGAAAUUGGCACAACAAGGUUUGCUGAGUGUUAAGGCCUACGGUCCGGUGAAGGAUGCGAUCCUUACCUUGAUCAGCAAGUUACAGGAUUACUACAUUUUGACGGAGGUUCUUUAUCCAGGCAUUGACUUCACGGGGAUGUUCAAGUUUGCGACUACAAGGUUGUACGGUUCUUGCACCCUGUUCAAACUGCUCUUGUCUAUCAAGGCCACUCCGGCCCAGGCUGAUCAGGCUUCCACAGCUGCCAAAGACAGACCCCCGACACCUGCCGACGACGACUCAUCUGAAGAGGAGGACGAUGAAUCCCAGGAGGGAGCGGGUUCCCUUUCCGGACCAUUCACGAAGGUGACAAAGAAGAAGGUGAAGAAGAAGAAGUCGCUCAGUUCCAAUAACCUAGAGAAUCAUUUUCUCAACGAUCUAUCCCCGGCACAACGCAAGCUGGCUGAAGCUACCGACCGCAAACUGAAGAACGAUAUUGAUCGCCAUAAGGCAGGACCACUCUUCCUGAUGAUCCUUCCUGGAGAAAUGGAAGGCUCUUACAUCUUCGUUUGCCGCAAGAAGUACGCCCACCACUUGGCCAUCGAUUCGCAACCACCUACUCAAAACAAUGAGGUAUCUCCAGAUCGGUCCGAUUUCACUACACCACCAAAAAAGAGGAAAAGCAAGGAUAGUUCCAUGACUAAGAGGAGUGUUGACAGGUCUAAGGCUGGUCUUAAGCCGCCCACUAAGUCAACCCGUACCAGCACGUCUGUUCACUUUCAGCAGCCAAAGCAGCGCUCUCGGAACACGUCUCAGGUCCAGGUGGACACAACUCAGAUGGAAGGUGAUACUACGACAGCUGUGUCCCAGGACAAAAGCCUCUCAUCUCUGACAGCGGCAUCUCCGGGAGGUGUACACCCAUUCUUUCUCCCUUCUCCAUCUGGCAAAUCUGGUACUAAAUCUGCUAAGUUGCCUUCUUCGGCCGGCCGCGGAGCGCCUCGCUCCGCGGCAGGGCCAUGA